AUGGCCAUGUAUGGAGCCUGCUUCCUGAGGGGUGAGGCCACAGACAUGUGUGGAGUCUGCUCCAUGAGUGGAGUCUGCUCCGUGAGGGCCCUGUCUGGAGCCCUCUGUGCCCACUCCCACUUGCUCCUGGCGCCUGUCCGGAGCCCGCUGUGCCCACUCACACUUGCUCCUGGAGCCCUGUCUGGAGCCCGCUGUGCCCACUCACACUUGCUCCUGGCGCCCUGUCUGGAGCCCACUGUGUCCACUCACCUUCUCAGCAUACCUCGGCAGAUAGACACGCAGCCUCAUAGUUCCAAGCUGAAAAUCCAGGUCGAGGUGCCGGCCGACUACCUGUGGUUGUGCAGCCUGACCCUGAAGAAGCUGGCUGUGCUCAGGGAGCUGGAGAAGGAGCUCAUGUCUGUGGUGAUAGCUGUCAAGAUGCAGGGUUCCAAAAGGAUCUUGCGCUCUCAUGAGAUUGUACUGCCCCCAAGUGGACAAGUGGAAACUGACCUUGCCCUCACCUUCUCUCUGCAGUAUCCACACUUCCUGAAGAGAGAAGGCAACAAACUCCAGAUCAUGCUACAACGCAGAAAGCGGUACAAAAACCGGACAAUCCUAGGCUACAAGACGCUGGCUAUGGGCUCCAUCAACAUGGCUGAGGUAAUGCAGCACCCCUCCGAGGGCGGCCAGGUGUUGAAUCUCUGCAGCAGCAUUAAGGAGGCCUCCGUCAAGGUGGCUGAGAUCUGGAUCGUCUCCUUGUCCAGCCAGCCCAUUGAUCACGAGGACAGCGCCAUGCAAGCUGGGCCCAAGACCAAGUCCACAGAUAACUACUCAGAGGAGGAGUAUGAGAGCUUUUCCUCGGAGCAGGAGGCCAGCGAUGAUGCUGUACAGGGGCAGGAUCUGGAUGAGGACGACUUUGAUGUGGGAAAGCCCAAGAAGCAGCGGCGAUCGAUAGUAAGAACGACGUCCAUGACCAGGCAACAGAACUUCAAGCAGAAGGUUGUGGCACUGCUACGGAGAUUUAAAGUGUCAGAAGAGCAAGCAGUCAAGAGGGCCAUGAGCCCUCUCAGAGCUCCACUUAAGGGAUUUCUUCUGUCAGUGGAUCUGGGCUCUAUGCCAUUGGCCAGCCCAUGUUCUAAAGUGAGGCCUGGGUACCUUGGGACUGUGAUUCUGAGUGAUCGCACAUGUGUGGCACCUGUGUCUUUAGCUCUCCUCACCCUCACAUCUAGGCCGUACUUCGAAGGCCUGUCUCAUUCCAGCUCACAAACGGAGAUCGGGAGCGUCCACAGUGUCCGGAGCCAUAGAGAGCCUCCAAGCCCCGCAGAUGCCCCUGAGAAGACACGGUCCCCGGGAGGCCAGCAGCCAAGUGACAGCAUCUCUGACACGGUGACUCCUGGUGUAUCAGACCCACGAGAACCAGCAGUGCCGCCCGAGGACAGCCCAGAGGCUGAGACCUCCACCCUGGAUGUGUUCACUGAGAGGCUGCCGCCCAGUGGGAGGAUCACCAAGACAGAGUCUCUGGUCAUCCCCUCUACCAGCAGGCCUGAGGUCAAGCCAGCUGGCCGCCGAGGCCGGAGCACAUCCCUGAAGGAGCGGCAGCCUGCCCGGCCACAGAACGAGCGAGCAAAUAGUCUGGACAACGAGCGCUGCCCAGACACACGGAGCCAGCUGCAGAUCCCCAGGAAGACGGUGUAUGACCAGCUGAACCAUGUCCUCAUCUCGGACGACCAGCUUCCAGAGAACAUCAUUCUGGUCAACACCUCUGACUGGCAGGGGCAGUUCCUCUCAGAUGUCCUCCAGAGGCACACGCUCCCCGUGGUGUGCACAUGCUCCCCCGCAGAUGUCCAGGCGGCCUUUAGCACCAUUGUCUCGCGCAUCCAGAGAUACUGCAACUGCAAUUCCCAGCCCCCCACUCCAGUGAAGAUCGCCGUGGCGGGAGCCCAGCACUACCUCAGCGCCAUCCUGCGGCUCUUCGUGGAGCAGCUGUCCCACAAGACGCCGGACUGGCUCGGCUACAUGCGCUUCCUCAUCAUCCCCCUGGGUUCCCACCCUGUGGCCAGGUACCUGGGCUCCGUGGACUACCGCUACAACAACUUCUUUCAGGACCUGGCCUGGAGAGACCUGUUUAACAAGCUGGAAACCCAGAGCACUGUACAGGACACGCCAGACAUCGUGUCACGCAUCACCCAGUACAUCGCGGGCGCCAACUGCGCCCACCAGCUGCCCAUCGCCGAGGCCAUGCUGACCUACAGGCAGAAGAGCCCUGAUGAAGAGUCGUCCCAGAGAUUCAUUCCCUUUGUUGGGGUUGUAAAGGUUGGAAUUGUGGAACCAUCGUCAGCCACAUCAGGUGACUCCGAUGACGCGGCCCCCUCGGGCUCCAGCGUGCUCUCCUCCACCCCACCGUCCACAUCCACAUCUCCCGCAGCCAAGGAGGCCUCGCCCACCCCCCCUUCUUCCCCAUCAGUGAGCGGAGGCCUGUCCUCCCCCAGCCAGGGUGUCGGCGCUGAGCUCAUGGGGCUACAGGUGGACUACUGGACAGCAACCCAACCCACAGACAGGAAGAGAGAUGCCGAGAAGAAGGACCUGCCCACCACCAAAAACACGCUCAAGUGCACUUUCCGGUCCCUCCAGGUCAGCAGGCUGCCCAGCAGCGGUGAGGCUGCGACCACCCCCACCAUGUCCAUGACUGUGGUCACCAAGGAGAAGAACAAGAAGGGGGGGCUGGUCAGAUGUGCUCAGAGAGCAGCAGCCCCUAAGCCUGGAGGGUCUGAGCGGCUUCUGGCCCCCAAGUGGAGAGCCUCUGGGCAGACAGAAAGGUGCUGUCUGUGGCCACAGCAAGAAGCUGCCACCCCUGUGAUGUUUUUGCCUAAGAAAACGAAGGACAGGGAUGUGGAGUCCAAAAGCCAGUGCAUCGAGGGCAUCAGCCGCCUGAUCUGCACAGCCAAGCACCAGCAGAACAUGCUGCGGGUCCUCAUCGAUGGCGUGGAAUGCAGCGAUGUCAAGUUCUUCCAGCUGGCUGCCCAGUGGUCCUCACAUGUGAAGCACUUCCCCAUCUGCAUCUUCGGACACUCCAAAGCCACCUUCUAGCUCCACCCAUGGAGGGGCCAGCACAGGACAGUGGAGGAAAUUGUCCUGCCCUUGGUGGCCAUUGUUGGAGGGGCAGCUGCAUUUCUGUUAACACUUGUUUACUACAGAGACAGACCCUUAAAACACAAAGAAACAGUCUUAAGUAUGAAUGUGCUCAGAGCCUGGAAACUGAGGGACAGGUAGCUCUCUGAUGGGUGCCUAGUAACUGCUCUGCUUAAUAACCUGAAAGUCUGGCUGAGUGAGAGGCUGGAGAGCUGAGGGAAGUGCAUCUGGUCUCAGGAGCCCCUAGAGCCUGCAAGAAGGAGGGUUCUUGCCUUUGAAUCCUGUCGUACCUGGAAGCAAGGAUGCUACUUCCUCGGGGAGCCCUUGGUAGGCACAGGCUGUGGAGCUUGGUGACCGGAGGCUGAAGACCAUGGACAUGUUCUGCCCCUUGUGUGGGAUGAUACCCCACUCCCACCCUGGCUCCGUCCAGCCUUACGGUGGAAGUUUUACAGUAGAUCUUUCUAAUGCUCUCAAAGACAUAUAACUACCGACGUAGCUGCCAAACAUGUUGCUCUCAUGAAGUCCCCUCGAGGCUGGGCUGAGCCAGUGGAACCCACCCCCACCCCCCGCCUUGCUCUCUGCUCUGGUUGCUAAGGCACUGCUAGUCUUCUGUUUAUCUUGCUGCCCCAGACUCAUCUGCACAGCCCUGUGUAGUCCCUGCAAAUGUCCUCGAGUCUGGACUGGAAAACAGGAAGUGAAAGCUGGGGUCUCCCUGAAGUCCCAUCUGCUGUGCCCUCCCACCCCCUACCCCGCCUGCUAGACAAGAGCACCCAGAACUGGCCACAUGGUGAACUGAGAUACAGAGAGCCAAAUAUGUAUAUGGUGCCUACAGCAACAAGAUGGCCAAUGAGAGCUAGAGCAGGCUGGCCUGAGUGCGGAAGCCAGGCAGGACACGGAGCCGAGACCCCUCCAGGCCAAGCCUCUGGGAGCAAGCCACACGCCUGCCCUGGGCUUCCUCCUGGGUAGCAGCCCUGCCUUCUGCCAGAAAGGGUAUGCUGAGCUGCAUCGAGACCCAUCCUUCUCCCAGCAAGGCCCACACCCUGGAGUCCCCACCUGGCUUCCAUUCCCUUGGUGGCAGUAACCCUCCCAGGGACUCCGGUGUACCCCACAGGGAAGUUCUGAGCCAGUGUCCUAAGAUCAAGAGCUGCACGAGGCUAUGCUCAGACUGCCAAAUGCAGGCCAAGCCAAGUCACAAAGGAGUCCCCGCUUUCUGAGGUGCGAGGUGGCCUGUUUUUCUUAACUGAGAUCUACCUGCAUUAAUGCCUGCUCCCCUCCUCCCAGGUAGAUGAAUAGAUAGGGCUUGUUUUUCCAGAGUGAGGACCCUGGGGCUGGGGCUGGAAUCUUGGGUUGGCUCUAGAUCCCUGGGUGGCCUGAACAGAAUGCCAGAUGAAGGACACUGCUGAACUGCACUGAGGAAUGGGGGACGGGGGUGGGGGCAGGGCUGAUCUGAUCCGAUCUGGCCGCUAUAAAACGUGGGCCUUGGUAAGAAGGAUCUGACAUGGCUCUCUAGAGUCAAGACAACAGGGAGCUAGCUCAGUUCCUGGCUACCAGCAGCCCCUUUCCUGGAGACUUCCCUCCUGCACACACAUCUCACUGGCCUUGUACACACAAGGGGAGGGCACGGGCAGAACCUCUGUCCAGCAGCUGGCCCUGGGCUUUGCCCGCACAGCCUAGCAAUUGAACAUCACGUAGCCACCGUCACAGCAUGCCCUGUGCCUGGGGGUGGUGCUGUCAAGACACCUGGGCUACAGUCACCCCUCUGUGCCUCAGUUUCCCCAUCAGUUUUUAAAGAGGGAUGGUCACGUUUCCCCUGCCUACCUCAUGGAGCUAUUUUGAGGAUUUGUGGAAAAGCACUUUGUCCCCCUAGAAGGACAACUGGAAGCCAAAGCCAUCUGAUGGCCAGUGUAGCAGCUGGGGACCGUGGGGAGUGCGUGAGGUGUGCGUGCCCUCGGGCCUCAGCCCUGAGGUCGCCCCUGUCCUAAAGGCUCAGCACUGCCCAGCCACGGGGCAGUGGGCCUCGCCGGCUCCUCUGGCCUGGCCUGCUGGCUCCGUGGUGUGGGCAGACUCCAGCGCACGGUGCCGCGGACACGCGCCUUCCCUCGGGCGCCGUCCCCACUGGGCGGGCCAGCCGCACCUCCCUGCAGGGGUCACCCCUUCCACUGUCGUCCACCCUGGAAGACCCGACCGCCUCCAGCCUCCGUCCUCCGUCCUCCCGAGAACGUCCGCCGCUUCCUCCCGGAGCCGGCCCGCGCCG
This is a messenger RNA of Dipodomys ordii (Ord's kangaroo rat), 5362 nucleotides long. RefSeq names its product phosphofurin acidic cluster sorting protein 2 (gene Pacs2). The transcript has 28 exons. The record is from RefSeq and is a predicted model, not a curated record. Bases 1 to 3066 code for a protein of 1021 amino acids. Lineage: Eukaryota; Metazoa; Chordata; Mammalia; Rodentia; Heteromyidae. Gene Ontology annotation, molecular function: transmembrane transporter binding. Gene Ontology annotation, biological process: protein localization to plasma membrane.